UACAGGCGGAGGUACAGAAGUUGUUUAGCGGUGGACGAGAUGGGUGAAACCUCUUCGGUUGAGAAUGAAUUUGAUGACUGGUUUAUCGAGUCUUUGAAAAUAUACAAUAAUAUUCACGAGUAUCAACUUGAACAUCCUACAAGAGUAAUUGAAUGGACAUCAGAAAAAACUAUAUGUGUUGCAGGUUACAGUUCAGAUAAAAAUGAAAUUUUAGAGCUGCUUUUGCCACUGAAACUUUUCACUGAUGAUAAUCAGGGUCUUUGUGCAGAACGAGAUUUCAAAGUGGUCCAUGGAGGUUUCUCAGAUGGCUCCAUUCAUUGCCUCAAACACAUUCCAGGAAGAAGGUGUGUCGUUACCAAUGAUGGCUUCAACUCCAAUCUCCAGGUGUGGGACUUAGGAGGAGACGAUUGUGAUGUCAUAAAGAGGACAGGAGUUUUACAACUGAAGAGUGCAUCAUCAGAUAAAGGUGUCAAAAUAGCCCCUGGGUUAACUGGAGACCCAUGUGUUCUUCAUGGCUCUCAGAUCAGCGACAUUCAACUGACUGAGCUGACGUCAGGGAAGCUACUCUACUCUCUGGGGAAAGACAUUCCAGAUUUACUAAGCUCCCUGCAAUUUGUGAGUGGCAGUGUAUUUCUCGCUUGUGCCUGCAAUGGUGACCUGUAUGUGGGGGACACACGGAAUCCUUCUGGUCUUCAGAAUAACCCAGCUGGAGGGAGAGAGGGCAUCCACUGGUGUAUGGGUGUUAAAACAGACCUGUCCUCAUCAGAUCCAUCCUCCUGUAGUGUAGCAAGGCUCUCCUCUGCCUGCCAAGUGGUUGUGUCUGAUCUAAGGGACCUAAGAGCCCCCUUGUGUCAAGCCCAGCUUCAUGUCCAGAGGAAAACUACCAGUGAUGACUUCAUGAAAGUGACCUGGGCGCCCGCUUUAGACAACUGUCUUGCUGUGUCAGGUUUUGACGGAAUGGUGCAAAUCUACGACACUGCUUCUUGGAGACCAGAGUUAAUGGAAUUCCAGCCUCUUUUUAUCCACCGAGGUCACAUGAUGUCCGACGAUCAGUUUGACACUUCAUCAGUUGUGGUCACCACUCAUGUUUGGCAUCCAAGUCGACCCAGGACUGUCCUCUCUGCUGCUGUAGACGGGUCUGUGCAUGUAUGGGACUGGGUCGACAAAGCCACUGCCAGCUGUUGACAUUCAAACACACUUACAGCUCAAUGUUAAUCAUUAUGCAGCGUUGAACCUUGCCUGAAGUCAACAUGUCCUUUUCAUUAUGUAAAGCACUAUUUGUGAUAAGAUGCCACUUGUUUGUUUUCCCAUUCUUAUGAGUAGUUGUUAUUCCCAUACUGUACACACAUUUGCAUGGAAGAGGUAUUCUGGGUUUGUACUAAUUAUAUAUUGUAAGAGAUAUUUCACUAUAACAUUUUCAUUCAACGGAUCUCUUCAUGUACCUGCUAAAUAAGACAAACCCUGGACCAUGAA
Messenger RNA from Oncorhynchus nerka (sockeye salmon), 1473 nucleotides. It is a transcript of the gene wdr73, whose product is annotated as WD repeat domain 73. Gene Ontology annotation, cellular component: cytosol; spindle pole. The transcript has 8 exons. Bases 40 to 1185 code for a protein of 381 amino acids. Gene Ontology annotation, molecular function: protein binding. The record is from RefSeq and is a predicted model, not a curated record. NCBI's taxonomy places the organism in Eukaryota, Metazoa, Chordata, Actinopteri, Salmoniformes, Salmonidae. Gene Ontology annotation, biological process: cytoplasmic microtubule organization.